AUGACGAGAACUACCUCGCAGCCAUUGCGGCUGUUGGAACGGUUCGCUAACAGUACUCCCUCUCCUACUACACCGAGCACAGCUACCGUCGGUACUCCUGCACCGAAACCUAACGCCAACAACAAGAGACCAACGGCUAUCAUCAUAUAUCCUACAGUGACUCCGGAAUCGAUUGUAGUGCCGAUUGUGUCGUGUAUAUUUGGAUUUCCAUUGUUAGCGCUCACCGUAAUCUGUUGUCUGCGGAGGAGAGCAAAGUUGGCUAGAGAACGUGCAAGGCGGCGCAAUUGCGAAUUGGACCGCGGGGAGCUGUCAGUGGUGAAGCUAUCGCCGAUAAAAGCGAGGCCGCGUGCCGUUAGUUUGGUGCGCUCACCGCGACCGCCACCAACUCUGGAACUUGACACUGUGCUUGAAGAACGAUCAGACCCUGAACAAACAACAGUAUCACAAGUGGAGAUAACCCCUGACCGCGAGGUGGGAACGAUAAUAUUUGGAGCUGUUGGUGCAAUGGGCACAGCAGCAGCUACGGCUGUGUGUAACCGAGACAGCUAG
Messenger RNA from Arctia plantaginis, 549 nucleotides. NCBI's taxonomy places the organism in Eukaryota, Metazoa, Arthropoda, Insecta, Lepidoptera, Erebidae. The record is from the annotation of a GenBank genome assembly.